Fomitiporia mediterranea MF3/22 is the source of this 1374-nucleotide messenger RNA. RefSeq names its product Clavaminate synthase-like protein. Bases 11 to 1204 code for a protein of 397 amino acids. Gene Ontology annotation, molecular function: oxidoreductase activity. The transcript is spliced from 5 exons. The record is from RefSeq and is a predicted model, not a curated record. Lineage: Eukaryota; Fungi; Basidiomycota; Agaricomycetes; Hymenochaetales; Hymenochaetaceae.
CUCUGCCACCAUGGCCAUUGAGAUCGAUCCUCUGCCAUUGCCAGAUUCUGUAGACCCUAAGAGGUUCAGCCCUGACUUUGGAAGGGAAGUCAAGGGUGUUAAUCCUGGUCAACUCACGGACCAGCAGUUUAAGGAGAUCUCGGACCUCUUGUACAAGCACGGUGCUUUACUCUUCCGCGAUGUAGACCUUACUCCAGAGCAACAGUAUGCUCUGACAAAGGCAUUCGACCCUACUUGCGAGAGCUACGGUCACGGCAACAACAAAACCGGCUCCGAGAAGAAAUCGAUUCUCCACCCGGAUCUUAAAACAAUCCCUCGCGUGCCACAGGUGCAGCUCAUCGGGAAUGGCACAGUGUAUAAUCACGAGGGCCUCGCUGAGGCAAUGCUAAAACACCCUUCACACACCACAUUUCACAAAUCCCGCGUCUCGCCCGAUGAUGAGAAGAAAGGCUAUACACGAUUUUACCGUUGGCAUAUCGAUGCGGCGUUGUAUGAUCUGUCUCCUCCAAAAGUGACAACGCUAUACGCAGUCAAGGUCCCUGCAGGCGAUCAACAAACAGUUCGGUAUGACGAUGGAACGGGAGAUGAACUUCCUGUUCCACUUGGUACGACUGCGUUUGUAGAUGGAAAGACGAUAUUUGAUAUCCUUCCUCCCGAAAUGAAGAGCGUUGCUGUACGUGGACGCGUUCGAUAUGCCCCUCAUCCUUACGUGUGGAUGGCUCCUGCGCGAGCAAUUUCGACGGGUCUUGGAGUUGAGACGGAGGGUCGUGAGUUACCUUUAGAUGAACUCCCACCAUGGGAAGAGAGCAAAGUCAAGAUUUUUCCGAUGCUGUGGAAGAACCCAGUUACCAGGAACCUACAUUUCGAAGUCCACCCAUGUGGUGCGCACGAGAUACUAAUUGAUCCAUUGCCUGAAGGUGCAAAGAGGGAAGGAGCCUUAUAUCCAAAUGGUGCACACUUGAAAGACUUGAAGGACGUGCGUGACCUUCUUUACAGGAUGCAGCGACCUGCAAUUACACCUUCACUCGUCUACCCGCAUGACUGGCAACCAAAUGACCUUGUACUGUUCCACAAUCGAGGUCUCCUCCAUACCGUCGUUGGUGCUUUUACGGAUGACCAAGUUCGAGCUUUCCAUCAGUGCAAUCUAGCCGCAUCGGACGACCCGACGGGGCCUAACGAAGAAGACGUUAAAUUUUGGGCGUGAUGUUGCUCUCAAGCAUCUAUCAGCUUGCCACUGUAUUGUUGUUUGUCUCAAGAUGUUUUGUAUUUGCAUUUGUACGAUUUGUAAGGAUGAUGGGAUGAAGACAGAGUAUUCGGGACUGUAGCAUGUUCAAUAUUUGUACUAAAAUUCAAUCAAUGUAAUAUAUUCGAAUU